GUAGUAUACUUGUAUAGGGUUAUUAUAAUACGUCUAUUUCCAUUUUCAAUGUUUCUUUACCAAGUGAUAUGACCACCCAUGAAGGUGAACAAUGUGCGUAAGAAUUUUGAUAAAUAAAUUACUACUAUUCUAACGGCUGGGAAUUUUCAAAUAGAAAUAAAAGUAAAAUGAAAAUGUGAAAAUAAAUUUUAUUUUUGAAAACACGUGCAUCAUGAGGGUAUGAACAAAAACGCUUCACAUAACCACUAACGCUUCACGUAACCACUAACGCUUCACGUAACCGCUAACGCUUCACGUAACCACUAACGUUUCACGUAACCACUAACGCUUCACGUAACCACUAACGCUUCACGUAACCACUAACGCUUCACAUAACCACUAACGCUUCACGUAACCGCUAACUCUUCACGUAACCACUAACGCUUCAUAUAACCGCUAACGCUUCACGUAACCACUAACGCUUCACGUAACCACUAACGCUUCAUGUAACCGCUAACGCUUCACGUAACCACUAACGCUUCACGUAACCACUAACGCUUCACGUAACCACUAACGCUUCACAUAACCACUAACGCUUCACGUAACCGCUAACUCUUCACGUAACCACUAACGCUUCAUAUAACCGCUAACGCUUCACGUAACCACUAACGUUUCACGUAACCACUAACGCUUCAUGUAACCGCUAACGCUUCACGUAACCACUAACGCUUCACGUAACCACUAACGCUUCACGUAACCACUAACGUUUCACGUAACCACUAACGCUUCAUGUAACCGCUAACGCUUCACGUAACCACUAACGCUUCACGUAACCGCUAACUCUUCACGGAGUACUUCGCAGUUCAUGCCCUCGUGUAUUUUUCAUAAACGAAAUUUAUUUCUUCAAUAACAUUUCAUAAAACUUGCUGGAUUAUGCGUAGUAUACAAAAUUACCCAGAAUAUUGUAGAAAAAAUUUCAAUGCAUUAAGGUAUACAUGUAGGCCUACACGUAAAACAAAUUGUUGUCAGAUGACAGCUGUAACGAAAAUAAACUGUAACUCAAUCAGCUUUGAUAGAGAAAUCAAUUACAGCGAAGUACAAAUGUAAGUAACCUACAGGUGCGUGAAUUAUAUUGAAGAAAUCUGAACGAAGCCAACAAUUUACGUUCAUACGAAAUUUUAAAUUCUAUAUAGAAAUAUGUGAGCUAGAGUAGAGGCCACCUAAGGAAUUCAAAAUGAUACAUAAUACGGAUGGAUAUUUUAUUUUUUCAAGAUGAAUUGAAUAUAUAUAUAUCAUAUAGAACACUGAUGACUUAGUGCAAAAAGAUGAAAUAUUGACAAUGAUAAUAGUAAUUAGCUGGAAGAAGUUACAAAAUCUUCUCCAUGUAUUUUUUGGACCUAUCAUAUCUACUUCUAAUGUGAGCAAAUGUUCUUUAAAACUUCACAGGUAGCAUUUGUCGUGAGCUUAUACUAAAUAAAUGUACAUUGUAUAGAGAAAAUAAAAAUUCAUGUCGGAAAUUUAGAUUUUUGUCUAUUAUCAACACGUGCUAUUUCCCCUGAUUUAUGCGUGUUUAUUUAAAGGGCAUUAUAGCUGUGAAACUGAUGGCAACCAAUUUUUUUCUCAAAAUCUCGCAAAGGCAUAGGAAUAUAUAUUAAUGACUUAUAAAACAUUUAUUUUGUACAAAAAGAAGAGAAACCUAAUAAACCCACGUUAGAUAACCGCUUUUAGUGUCACGAAAUAUAUAAGGAAGAAUUAUUGUUGUAAGACAAUAAUUAAUUAAUUAUUCAAUUACCAAAAUGCCUGCUUUGAAGUGUAAAAGUGUUUGAAAUAAUUUUAAAUACUGGUGAUAUUACUGAAACAUAUAAUAUGGAGCAAUUUUCAUUGAAUUCAAUUUUUGGUGACAAAAUUACAGAUAAUCCCCCUUCAAGAAAUAAAUUUAAUUUUUGAAAACUGCAAAGCUUCAAACCGAGGUACCGGGGUAUAUUGUCAACGCUCUAUGAAAAGUAUGCCUGUGUGAAGCAUUGCAUGUGCAUGUUGCAGCUCAUACCCUAAUGAAUUUGAUUUUUUAUAUUACAUUCUAUUUUAAUUUCUAUAGACCCCCCCCACCCCCCAAACAUAGACGUACAUUUACUAUACCUUUGAAGACAAUCUCUACCCAGAGUUAUCGUUUCUUGCACUCACAAAAAUGUCCACUUUUUUUAUGGCUAAUAAAACUAAGAACUACUUUGUAAAAUAUUGAGAAAAUGUAGGACAAGAAACUAUUUGUAGAUUUUUUUUCCAUUACUAUACAUUCUUCAUGUACCUAUGUAUAGGCUUGGUGCAAUAGAACAACCUAAUAUCCACGUUUCAACCCAAAUCAAUGCUUCUUGUGUCACAAAAAGACUUGACAUCUGGUCAGUAUUUAUUUAUUUAUUUACGUAUAUUUUUGUAACUGAAGUCAAAACCAUACUUUGUUAGAGCAUACGUGCCAUUUUACAAAAAUCUUACCCUUGAGACGUUGACAUAGGUGUAAGUGAGAGCAAGGAACGACAACUCUGGGUAGAGAUUGCUUUGAAGAUUCACACGCGCAAUGUUUGCGGCGCAUCCAUGAGGAAAUGGCUAUCAUCACUGCGGCUCACCCAUGAGGAGAUGGCUAUCAUCACUACGGCGCACCCGUGAGGAAAUGGCCAUCAUCACUGCGGCGCACCCAUGAGGAAAUGGCUAUCAUCACUGUGGCGCACCCAUGAGGAAAUGGCUAUCAUCACAAAUUGUAAAGACACCAAAAGCAAAAAAUAUUGGAGAUGUAAAUAUUAACCCACUCCCCCAAUAAAUAAAUAAAAAGAAAUUAUGCGGCUCUAUGCUCCCCACGGAGCGAACAGGAACAAGUCAAGUAAGUCAAAUGUUACAAAAUAUUCAAUAUGAUAUAAUUUGAAUCAUAUAAAUCCCAUUGCUUAGAAUCCACCUGAACAUUUGUAAGCAAUUGAUACUUUUUUAGUUCUUGUAACGGAAAAUGUCUGUUCCAGCUGUUUAGAUACUGCAGAUGAAAUAAAGCUUUCAGCCUUUUUUGUGAUCUUCAAUAAAUUCAUCCGCCACAAAAUAUAGGCCUUAACAAAACUUUCGGUAUGAGGUAAACAUCAAAUAUUACACUCGUGUGGUGUCUAUGAUUUUUACAUCUGGUUGUUACAUUAUAACAGGCAUCCGUAUCAUCAUUACCCUGUGCAGAAGCUUUAUCUACGCCAUAAUGGUUUUAGAACUUACUGCUUCAUUUCCUGAAAUGUAAGACAGGUCUCUGCCAAAUGUAUACAUGCACCGAUUCCAUAUGAAAUUAUAGCACUAAUAACCGCCACUGUGCACAUCCCAAAAUCUUUGAUAUUACACGAGGUGUUUCAUUUUAAAUCUUUCAUAUCAUACCCGGUAUUUCAUUUUAAAGGGACAAUAAGCUGUGAAAAUGAUGACAACAAUUUUUUCUCAAAAUCUCUCAAUGGCAUAGGAAUAUAUAUCAAUGACUAAUAAAAAAAAAUUAUUUUGUAAUUUUGUACAAAAAUAAGAGAAACCUAAUAAAACUAAGUUAAAUCCCCGCUAUUAAGUAAAGGGAUAUAUAAGGAAGAAUUAAUGUUUUGGAAGACAUUAAUCACCAAAAUUACACAUACAUGUACCUGCUUUUGAGGGUAAAACGUGUUUGAAAUAAUUAAAUACCGGUGUUAUUACUGAAAUAUAUGAUAUAGAGCAAUGUUCAUUGAAUUGAAUUUUUGUUGACAAAAAUGACAUCUAAUGCCCUUUUAAAUCAAGAGGAGAUUUUGUCAACUAUUCUAGCAAUAUGUGUAUCAUUAAACAGCAGAGGAGAUGUCAACUAUUCUAGCAAUACGUGUAUCAUUAAACAGCAAAAAUAUAAUUAUCCAAUUCUCAAGCAUGGUGUGAAUUGUAAUUAAUCUUUAUAAUUAUAUCUGAUGUUUACUUGAUAAUUUUCAAUGAAAGGUAAUUUAGGAUUUUUAACAAACAUAUAAUGUUUAUAAAAAUCUGAUGUUUCGAUUAUGAAUUUACAUCUAUAACAUUGAAAAUUUAGAGAAGGAUUUUCAUGUUUAAGAAACGUAGAAUUGCGAAGUACAAAUAAAUCAAUACAAUGAAACUACAAAUAAAUCAGUACAAUGAAACUCUAAAAACAGAACAUUUCAGCGAAAUAAACUUAACCCGUAACAGUCACCUCAGAAACGCAACCUAAUUUUAAAAAAAAAUGACUCCUGGUAAGUUUUCGAAAAUUUUCAAUGUUAGGAAAGGUACAAUUAAAAGUUGGGUUGUGAAACUACAACUAAUUAGCCCUAACUGAUGGUAAAGGUAUGUGCUUCUAUAAUUAUACCAAGGGAUUUUCAUGAACAUGUUGAGAAUUUGUGAUAUCGAUCGAAUUACUUUAACUAUGAACUGAUACAAUAGGCAUACAUUUUCUUGCCAAACUGAAAAUUUUCACGCCAAUCACUAUAUUAGUUAUGAGUUGUAUUCAUGUAUGGAUGAAAUAAGCCCAGUUAAGUGAGAGUGUGUACCGUGUAUUUUUAAAAAUAGCAAGCCCGUAUUGCUGAAUGGCACACAAUUCACGGAUUGAUAAACCUAUUUGCCCCAUAUGCUGUGAUGAUUUUAAAAAUCCUAAAUUUCUACCAUGUCGCCAUACUUACUGCAAAUCCUGCAUUGUCAAUUUGUUCAACACUGCAACAAUGCAUGGCGAAAUAGCCUGUCCUCUCUGCCGUAAAGUUUUCUACUUAGAUGAAGAGGCCAUCGAUAAAUUACUAGACAAUUACUUUGUCCCACUAAAAGACAAAUCGAUACCGACACUAUUCAGCUGUAGUGUUUGUCUAACAGAAGCUCGCCUAAAAGCAUGUCAGCAUUGCUCGGAACACCUAUGCUUGGACUGUAGUGCAUCUCAUCGACUUGCGAUGAAACUAAGCGGGGUAGACUGUAGCAAUGACACUUCAGAUGGAGACGAUAUCAUCGAAGCAGACCACUCAGACGACUUUCAAUUUCAAACGCCGACCCCAGUGUUUCUGUCCAGUCAUCCAAUGAAAGUGCAACUCAAUGCAUCACUCGUAUCGUCUUUUAACGUGCAAUCUAUGUAUAGUGCUUUCGAUCACGGUGACAGUGGACUAUUUCCGAUUCGCUGUAUACGUCGGAGUGGAUGCGACAGUUAUUCGGUUCUCCUUAAUCUUGGUCCGGAAGUGGUUGAAUUCGAUAUGAUGGGAAGGGAAAUCAACAGAUUUUCCCUCCAGGAUGGUGUAAGUGAUAUUAUAUAUGCACCUAACGGUGAUUUAUUGUACUCAAGUGUUGGAGACAGAAUUAUCUGGAGAAAGGAUUGUCAAAGCGACACUCGCGUCUUUACACAUAGCUCGCAUUAUCAGCCCUUCUCUCUGUCAUGCUUCCAAGAUGGACGUAUAGUCUCCGGUGGCCCGACUUAUCAUCAGUCAGAUGGUAAUGAACAUGGGGCAAUUAUCAUCUAUGACCAGCAUGGAAAACUAAUUAGAGAAAUCGUACAGAGUGCUGAUGGAUUAUUUGUGAAAUUCCCCGUAUCGAUAUCAGUCAGCACAAGUAACAAAAUAUGCGUGGCUGACAAAGACUCUCACUGCGUUUUCGUCUUUUCAGAAAAUGGCGUCAUCCUUUCAUUGUACGACGGAAAUUUUGGAUUGGAACAAUGGGAUCGUUCUCAAUUUUUGCCUUCUGCUUUAUGCCACGAUUCCGAAGGAAACAUUAUUGUGGCAAACAUAUUGGACGGUAUGCUACAUGUGUUGUCCUCAAACGGAGAUUUCCAGGGCUAUGUUUUAACGAAGAACUUAGAAGGCUCUAAACGGCCAUGUGCACUCCACGUUGAUGACGAAAACAGAAUCUGCGUCGGGAAUAUGGAUGACAGUGGGAUAAGGAUUUACGAAAUUUCGAGUUUCAAUAACAUGUUAGAAGAAUUUCAUACUAAUUAUAUAUAAACUACUGUAGACUAAUUAACUAUUACCAUACUAAUUAUAUAUAAACUACUGUAGACUAAUUAACUAUUACCAUACUAAUCAUAUAUAAACUACUGUAGACUAAUUAACUAUUACCAUACUAAUUAUAUAUAAACUACUGUAGACUAAUUAACUAUUACCAUACUAAUCAUAUAUAAACUACUGUAGACUAAUUAACUAUCGCCAUACUAAUCAUAUAUAAACUACUGUAGACUAAUUAACUAUCACCAUACUAAUUAUAUAUAAACUACUGUAGACUAAUUAACUAUUACCAUACUAAUUAUAUAUAAACUACUGUAGACUAAUUAACUAUUACCAUACUAAUCAUAUAUAAACUACUGUAGACUAAUUAACUAUCACCAUACUAAUUAUAUAUAAACUACUGUAGACUAAUUAUCACAUGUUAGAAGAAUUUUAGUAAAGAAUUCACUCGUACAUUUACUUCAGGUAUAUUCCGAACGGUUUAAAAUAAAGAUAAUCUUUAUUUCAAGAACUCAAAUAUUUAGUCUACUCACUACAUGAUAUAAUAAGAUUUACACACAGAAACAACAAUAGAUGCACUGAUGAUUGUGGUAUUUUAUUUCAUAAAAAUAAAAAUGUACAAAGAUUU
This is a messenger RNA of Ostrea edulis (European flat oyster), 6543 nucleotides long. RefSeq lists its product as uncharacterized. The record is from RefSeq and is a predicted model, not a curated record. Gene Ontology annotation, cellular component: nucleoplasm; chromatin. Lineage: Eukaryota; Metazoa; Mollusca; Bivalvia; Ostreida; Ostreidae. Gene Ontology annotation, biological process: positive regulation of DNA-templated transcription. The coding region runs from base 4530 to 5915 and encodes 461 amino acids. Gene Ontology annotation, molecular function: ubiquitin-protein transferase activity; protein binding. The transcript is spliced from 2 exons.